AUGGCUACUUCUACAGGUACUGGUUGGGCGCAACUGCGACAACAAGCAAGAUCGUUAGAAACUCAGACAGAGACUCUAUUUCACACAUAUUCGCAGUUCGCAGCGGUUCCGAAUAUCCCAGCAAAACCUUCUGAAGAUGAGCGGCAUACCGAGGCCAAAUUACAGGAUAUACUAGAAAAGCGAGAAACCCUCAUAUCGCAACUUACCAGACUCCUCGAUUCCGAAGCAACCCUAACAGCCUCCGCGCUUAAGCAGAACAAUCUGUCGCGCCAUAAAGAGGUACUCCAGGAACACCGACGCGAACUGUCAAGAUUAAAAUCGCAGCUGAAUGAGGCCCGCAACCGGGCAAAUCUCCUUUCGAAUGUGAGAAGCGACAUUGACGCUUACCAUUCCAACAACCCUGAGGCGGCAGAGGCGGAUUAUAUGUUAGGUGAAAGGUCUAGGAUAGAAAACAGUCACAACAUGGCAGAUAGUGUAUUGAGUCAAGCUUAUGCUGUCAAUGAGAGUUUCGGGAUACAGAGGGAGACAUUAGCCAGCAUCAAUCGUCGAAUUACCGGUGCUGCAAGCCAGGUCCCAGGAUUGAAUUCCUUGAUAGGGAGGAUAUCUGCGAGGAAGAGGAGAGACGGUAUCAUAAUGGGAAGCUUCAUCGCUUUCUGCUUUCUGAUGUUUUUGUAUUUUAUGUAA
Messenger RNA from Glarea lozoyensis ATCC 20868, 684 nucleotides. RefSeq names its product vesicle transport v-SNARE protein Gos1, putative. The record is from RefSeq and is a predicted model, not a curated record. Gene Ontology annotation, cellular component: Golgi medial cisterna; SNARE complex; cis-Golgi network. Gene Ontology annotation, biological process: endoplasmic reticulum to Golgi vesicle-mediated transport; vesicle fusion. The coding region runs from base 1 to 684 and encodes 227 amino acids. NCBI's taxonomy places the organism in Eukaryota, Fungi, Ascomycota, Leotiomycetes, Helotiales, Helotiaceae. Gene Ontology annotation, molecular function: SNAP receptor activity. The transcript has 3 exons.